Lymnaea stagnalis (great pond snail) is the source of this 1158-nucleotide messenger RNA. NCBI's taxonomy places the organism in Eukaryota, Metazoa, Mollusca, Gastropoda, Lymnaeidae. The record is from the annotation of a GenBank genome assembly.
AUUGACGACCAAGACAUCAAGAUUGUCACGAAACUGUUGGAAACUGGAUUCCAAGUCAAUGUUUUUGAGCCGAAUGUCGGGACACCAAUUUUAUUGGCAGUGGAAGUGGGAGACGGAAGACUUGUGGAUCUGUUGUGUCGGUAUGGAGUACACGUGUACCGUGACGUACUGGUGUCAGCGGUCAGGCGAGGACGUCCGGAUCUGAUAGCGUUGUUUGCAUCUUACAAUGUCGCAAUGUCUGAGUUUAGAGAGGACCAUCAGGUUAGUUACGAUGGUUCGGCAUUAGAUGUUGCACUAAGACAUGAACAAAUCGAAUGUGCCCAGGUGCUGUUGGCGAAUGGAUCAAAGAUUAUCCAAGAGUCUGCAGUCUGGCACGCUGUGGAUGAAGGAAAGUUCGAAUCUUUGAAUUUUUUGCUACGAAUUUUUCCAAACUGUGCAAAUAAUGUUAUGGCGAAUGACAGAAAAAAAUUGUUGCACGUGGCUGUAGAGAAAGGUCAAAUUAGAAUCGUCGCCUUACUUCUUGACGCUGGCGUGGAUGUUAACUAUGUGCAUAACAAGAAUACCCCGUUAAUGGUUGCCUACCAUCGUGAGAUGAUAGAGCUUCUUUUGAAGAGAGGCUGUGAUGUCAAUAUCAAAACUGAUACCACUGCACUUUUGAACGUAUUGUCGGAUGAUUAUAUUAAAAAACUUAAAGCGACAUUCGACUUUAUCAGUCCACAGGAAAAUUUAAAUGUUAACUGUUUUCUUUACAUUGAAGAAAUUCUUUUCGUUCUUCUGAAACACGGUGCAAAUGUUAAUGCUACGACAGAAGAUGGUCGCACGGCCCUGAUUGUGGGAUCAGUCCUGGGUGGGGCGAAAGACAUCCUUAAAUUGUUGAUAGACAACGGUGCUGACAUCAAUGCCAGGGAUACAAACGUAGGAGCCGCACUCCAUUGGGCUGUGAGUGGCGAUCAAACAGAAAAUGUCAAGUUAUUGCUUGAGUUGGGAGCUGAUGUGAAUGUGACAGAUGUUAACGGUUCCACGGCCUUACAGAAAUCUGCUUCUUACGGAAGAAUGACAACGUUACAACUUCUGCUGGAACAUGGCGCGGAUGUAAAUGUGCAAGACGACGAAGGAAACAUCCCUUUGAUGAUCGCAAGUGAAUGUUUUUUUUUAUAG